AUGAGGCUACGGAGCCCAUGCGGCGUAAAAGGGAUAGCAGCCGAUGCACUCGUCGACCUUGUCCAAAGCUGCUACCCGUCCGCCACUGUCCUGUUCACCUCGGUGGCGAAUAAUGUUGCCGCUGCAGAUAACAGUGAGCUCCGCAUCUCCAGUUCGCUCGACGCAUGGCAGGCAAAGCUGCACACACGCCGAGCUUGGAGGCAAGGUCUGAGCGUAGACACCCCUGGGUUUCAGCGCAUCUUGGCACGCCGCCACAUCGUCCCUGCCAGAUCGGCAGAGGCUGCAGCCUCAUCAUGGUGGGCGCUACUGUACGCUGCCGACGCUACAAACCGCCCACGUGUUGCCCUUCCUCGACAGCCAUCGCAGUCAUUGCCGCCGUCUCAUAUCGCACACCCUAUCCUCUGCUGCCCAGACGCCAUCGUGUACAUCGGCGGCGUCGAGGUGCGGGAUGUGACGCAAGUGGUGGCGCCAACGCUUGUGGAUGCGGUGACCAGAGUUGAAGCGCCGCACAGCACCGUCGGCGCGGCGUCCGCCACACACCGCGCAGAGCGACAGGCACCCAGCUACUGCCGGCGACGCGUUGACUGGCCUACCGUAUGGGCGGAUAAGCGGUGCGCUAUGCGCGGGGCCGACUUGCUGGAGCUCUCACUCGCCGUGCCGAGCGACUUAGGCCACCGCCAUGCGGAUGUUCGUGAACGCGUGUUAGUCUCCAUUGCGAAUCCUGAUGUCACCUUGGCAGAUCUGCAGCGUCAGCCACACGCCGGGCGUCGCGGGCCGCUUCGAACGUCCUUUGGGUUUUCGCUUCCCUGCGUUCAAGCCGCCCUACCAGCUGCGGUGAUACGUGCCGUUCGUGUGCUGCGCCGGUGGCAGCGAGACGUGGCGCACUGCAUUCCGAGCACGAGUGCCUUCUGGGUCUCCUCGAUCGGCCAUCUGCUGGAGACUAGUGUCGGCGACGCAGCCUCUCCACUGACGCAGUGGGCGGAAGCAUGUACGCGGCAGGAACAGGAGUUGGGGAUGUCGGAGACGCAGAUGCGCCACCUUUUCGCCAUCGUACAACCCGACAGCGAUCAAACAAGCACCCGAGUACCGCUUCCCGAGGACGCAACGAAGCUGCUCACGUUUCUCCUCACUUCCACUGUCCUACAGCUGGCGUGUACGUCGCCGUUGGAAGCGUGGAACGGCACGAACUACUUCCUCCCAGCAGAACGGUUUGAUGGCACCACGGACGCCGAGGUGUUGCUGCGCACCAUGCGCAGUGUCGCAGGGACACACCUAACCUUUCCCAUCUUCUCUAGCCUCUACGGCUCACCGUGCGGUGCAGAACAGGGUCCUUUGAGCCAGUCCUCCCCAUAG
Leishmania major strain Friedlin is the source of this 1353-nucleotide messenger RNA. RefSeq lists its product as hypothetical. The record is from RefSeq and is a predicted model, not a curated record. The transcript has a single exon. The coding region runs from base 1 to 1353 and encodes 450 amino acids. NCBI's taxonomy places the organism in Eukaryota, Euglenozoa, Kinetoplastea, Trypanosomatida, Trypanosomatidae.